GGGAACAAGGCGGGCGGCGGCUUGGGCAUGGUCGAUCUUCAUGGCCUAUAUGUUGCCGAGGCGAUCGCGAGGGUCAAGAGGCACCUUGAGAGGUGUGCGGAGGCGGGGGUCGACAGGACUACCAUCAUUACCGGGCGUGGACUGCACAGCCAGGGCGGGGUCGCGAGGAUCAAGCCCGAGGUCGAGAAGUGGCUGGGGGAGCACGUGGCGCAGUAUAGAGUGCUCGCUGGCGCGAAUGGAGGCGCGUUUACGGUCGAGCUGAUGCAGGAGGAGCAGAAGGGCGUGUUGGGUGGGGUGUGGAAGUUUCUUGGGUGGUAGGUGGGAGGGAGGGCAGAGGAGGAUCUUUGGGCGUUGGGUUUUGGGUUUUGGGAUGCAUGCUUUGGAUCGGAGUUUGUUUGUGCGCGGAUAUCUACCGGCGGCGUUUGGGUUUAUGUAGCGGCGAUAGUUUGUGUGUUUAUGCUUUGGUUGUACCGCCUCUGAUGAUUACUGUUUGGAUCAUCUCCCUAUGGUGAAGAACUUCAUGAAUACUUCCAAUUGUUGUUUUUUUCUUUGGCCCGUGCGCGAUGCAUGUCUACACGCUAGCG
Molecule: messenger RNA, 584 nt
Organism: Tricharina praecox
Lineage: Eukaryota; Fungi; Ascomycota; Pezizomycetes; Pezizales; Pyronemataceae
Product: Smr protein/MutS2 C-terminal
Exons: 1
Coding region: 28-318 (96 amino acids)
Source: RefSeq, a predicted model, not a curated record